This is a messenger RNA of Aspergillus welwitschiae, 698 nucleotides long. Its product is annotated as PLAC8 family protein. The record is from RefSeq and is a predicted model, not a curated record. The transcript is spliced from 3 exons. The coding region runs from base 183 to 587 and encodes 134 amino acids. Lineage: Eukaryota; Fungi; Ascomycota; Eurotiomycetes; Eurotiales; Aspergillaceae.
UCUUUCUUUCAUUCAUUCUCUAUUAUAUUAACAUACACGAUCUUAUUUUGAAUCUAUACAUUCGUUCAAUUGUUUCCUUCUCAUACAACAAGAUACCCUUAUAAUUACCUCUCGUUCACCACAAGUUCCAUUACCUCCUCACCACCACAACCACACGUACUUAAAACAGAUAAUCAAUCAAAAUGGGUGAAGGUCAAGAAUGGUCCUCCAGCUUCUGGGACUGCUGCUCCCCCUGCGGCACCUGCUCCCUCGCCUUCUGCUGCCCCUGCUGCCUCCACGGCCGCACCAGUUCUCGUCUCGAAGACCCCACCCUGAAAGACGAUAGCAUGAUGAACGGUGGUUGCUGCGUUUACUUCCUUCUCGCUUACUGCGGCUUCCACUUCAUCCCAUUGAUGAUGAAGCGCACCCAAAUCAGAGAGAAAUUCGGGCUUGAGGGGUCCGGAUGCGGGGACUGUAUGCGGUCGUUCUGCUGCCCGUGCUGCACGCUCAUGCAGCAUGAGAAGGAAUUGGAGAGUCGGGCGGCGUUGUUGGAGGGGCCUGGUGCGCAGCAGGGGUAUAAGGCUCCCGCGGGGAUGGAGUAUCAGUGAUUUGGUAUUGAUUUUGAUCUUUUUUUGUUUUGAGUGGAUAGUAGGCUUCGUGUAGGAGAUGAUUAGGAUUUUUGGAUACUUGGUGUUGUUGGUGUUCUUUGUUCUGGUUGU